AUGGCUGAUAAGCUGCAGACCCAGGGUCCCAAUGUAGAUCGCAGGCAGGUUGGCGGGACUCUUAAGUCCAUGCUCUUCCUUACUGGGGAGACGCCAGAUAAGAAAGACAGCCUGGAAGAGCAUUAUGGGCAGAGGGAACAGGACUGGCAAAGACAGCCUGGAAGAGCAUUAUGGGCAGAGGGAACAGGACUGGCAAAGGUGCGAAGUACAGGUCUGUUUGUGGAACAGUCAACAGCCUGGCACCAGGGAUUGGCACCUCCUCCGGGAAGCCCUCUAGAGGAAGCGGGCGCCCUCUUCUGGAAGAGAGACGUCAGCACGCCUGGGGUACCGCCCCUUGCCGCAGCAGCGGAGACCCCGCCCCCAUCCCUCAAACACUCCCCGCAUCACGUGGUCCCAGCCCCCUUACAGCUGGGGGUGCAACCCCGCGAGGGUGCCACCUACAAGGGAGACUGCUACCCGGGUUCCCAGUUGCCCCAUGUCCUGAAGGGGCUGGGCCUGCCUUCUGCUGUUGGCCCCUCCAGGUGGACAGACAUGUCUUGGCAGGUGGCUGCGGAGGGCUCCAGGACAGAGGACCUCGUUCUCAGCCCCCGAGACAGCUGUGGGCUCUUCCAGGAGGAUGUGGAAGAAACCGGCUCCCAGUCAGGCCUGGCCCCACACCUGCCAGGAGGAAGCUCUGGGGCUCCAGUUUGGGCUGACAGCAGGAAGAGGGUCCCCCGGGAAGAGGCCCAUCAAGGUGCCAGCUGCCAGGCUGUGGGUGCACCUGGGACCAGUGUGGAAGCCAAGGCCCGCCUGGUGGUCCCUGAGCUGCAAGCUGUGGGACAGAGGCGGGACUUGGUGCCUGGCCCCAGGCUCCAUAUCCAGUUGCCCACAGUGCCUGCCCAGGGGAGGGCCCAGACCUGCAAGAGGCUCCUGGUUUCUCUCCACGACGUCUUAGCUGGCAGUGGGCCCAGGAAUCUUUGGAGCAUGUCUGUGGGGGCAAGAAAGAAAAGCAGGAUGUGUGAGGCCCCCUUAGAGGGUGAGGAGGGGGCUGGCGGCUUCUUGUGUCUUGGCCAGAGCCCUGGUGAGGACAAGCCCCAGUCUGGGGGAGGCCUCUCACAUGGUGCUGAUGUAGAGUCUGUGAGAGUUUCUUGCAGGCCACUUUCUUGCAAGGACACUGGGUCUGGGCCUGCAGACCCAGGCGGGAGUUGGGAGGAGUGUGCCUCAGGGAUUGAGAAGUUGGAAUCUUUGCCCAUUGCAAGGGAUGGGGCCCCACCAGACACACCCUGUGCCCCUGUUGAGCCCCCAGUGUCCAGUGGAGGAGAGUUCCCUCAGCCAGCUACCCAGGCUCCUCCGCAGAGCCCUGCACUGUGCCUGGGAGAGUCUGGAAAGGCUUCCCCAGAGUGGCAAGAAGCAGGGCAGACCUUGGGGGCUGGUGGUGAGGAUGGCCCUGACACCUCACACGACCAGGAGAAGCUAGAGGUCGAGGCUCAGCCAGUGUCUGGAGGGAGGCCAGAGCAGGGACUCGCUGCUUCCACGGACACCCCUGCCAGCUCCCUGGAGCCUGCAGCCAGCAAAGCUAGAUCAGGCCAGGCCACAGGGCAGAGAAGAUACAAGUAUGCUACAAAGCUGAGAAAGGGGCCAGUGCCCUGUGCCCAGGACGGGGACACUGAGAGAUGCUCAGACCACUCCAACCAGGACCAACCAGAGGAAUCCAGCCCAGGAGGCUGCCCCAAACUGCGCCACAGCGACAACGGCCCCUGGCCUGCUUAUCACGUGCUGGAUUAUUUGGGGGGGCCAGACGUCCAGAAUUUGGAUUCCUGGGUCUGCAGCGCUUUGGAGCAGGGGUUUGAGCUUGAUGGUGGAGCCAGGCACCAGGGAUUGGCACCUCCUCCGGGAAGCCCUCUAGAGGAAGCGGGCGCCCUCUUCUGGAAGAGAGACGUCAGCACGCCUGGGUACCGCCCCUUGCCGCAGCAGCGGAGACCCCGCCCCCAUCCCUCAAACACUCCCCGCAUCACGUGGUCCCAGCCCCCUUACAGCUGGGGGUGCAACCCCGCGAGGGUCCUCCUGGGGGUGCUUACCUCAGUGGUUUUGAGUGCUUGUCUCCCUGGAGGUGCCACCUACAAGGGAGACUGCUACCCGGGUUCCCAGUUGCCCCAUGUCCUGAAGGGGCUGGGCCUGCCUUCUGCUGUUGGCCCCUCCAGGUGGACAGACAUGUCUUGGCAGGUGGCUGCGGAGGGCUCCAGGACAGAGGACCUCGUUCUCAGCCCCCGAGACAGCUGUGGGCUCUUCCAGGAGGAUGUGGAAGAAACCGGCUCCCAGUCAGGCCUGGCCCCACACCUGCCAGGAGGAAGCUCUGGGGCUCCAGUUUGGGCUGACAGCAGGAAGAGGGUCCCCCGGGAAGAGGCCCAUCAAGGUGCCAGCUGCCAGGCUGUGGGUGCACCUGGGACCAGUGUGGAAGCCAAGGCCCGCCUGGUGGUCCCUGAGCUGCAAGCUGUGGGACAGAGGCGGGACUUGGUGCCUGGCCCCAGGCUCCAUAUCCAGUUGCCCACAGUGCCUGCCCAGGGGAGGGCCCAGACCUGCAAGAGGCUCCUGGUUUCUCUCCACGACGUCUUAGCUGGCAGUGGGCCCAGGAAUCUUUGGAGCAUGUCUGUGGGGGCAAGAAAGAAAAGCAGGAUGUGUGAGGCCCCCUUAGAGGGUGAGGAGGGGGCUGGCGGCUUCUUGUGUCUUGGCCAGAGCCCUGGUGAGGACAAGCCCCAGUCUGGGGGAGGCCUCUCACAUGGUGCUGAUGUAGAGUCUGUGAGAGUUUCUUGCAGGCCACUUUCUUGCAAGGACACUGGGUCUGGGCCUGCAGACCCAGGCGGGAGUUGGGAGGAGUGUGCCUCAGGGAUUGAGAAGUUGGAAUCUUUGCCCAUUGCAAGGGAUGGGGCCCCACCAGACACACCCUGUGCCCCUGUUGAGCCCCCAGUGUCCAGUGGAGGAGAGUUCCCUCAGCCAGCUACCCAGGCUCCUCCGCAGAGCCCUGCACUGUGCCUGGGAGAGUCUGGAAAGGCUUCCCCAGAGUGGCAAGAAGCAGGGCAGACCUUGGGGGCUGGUGGUGAGGAUGGCCCUGACACCUCACACGACCAGGAGAAGCUAGAGGUCGAGGCUCAGCCAGUGUCUGGAGGGAGGCCAGAGCAGGGACUCGCUGCUUCCACGGACACCCCUGCCAGCUCCCUGGAGCCUGCAGCCAGCAAAGCUAGAUCAGGCCAGGCCACAGGGCAGAGAAGAUACAAGUAUGCUACAAAGCUGAGAAAGGGGCCAGUGCCCUGUGCCCAGGACGGGGACACUGAGAGAUGCUCAGACCACUCCAACCAGGACCAACCAGAGGAAUCCAGCCCAGGAGGCUGCCCCAAACUGGAGACAAUGAAAAUGGCCUAUGGGGUGAAGCAUGUGUGCUAUGUUGGUUCCACGGCAGUGAUCCACCUCCUGGGGGGCAUCCGCGACGGCCAGGCAGGGGACCCACUGUCUCCAAAGCUGGAGGUUCUGGAGGACAUGAUGGAAAUCAGCUCAGCCUCACCUGCGCAGGGGCCCAGAAGGAAGGACAGGCCCAUGAUCCAGGACCCCCAGGGGAACCAGCGCAGCCCAGUGGAGGCUGAAGAGGAGAAGCCUGAUGAACAAAAUGGGGCAGAGGACUCAGCUCAGCUCUGGCCCCAGCAGGAAAAGCUACCCCUGGAUGCUGGGGUACGGAGCACCGUGGUCCGUGCCAUGCGGGAGGUGCUGUGGAGUCGCCUUCGGGAGCUCCCAGACCUGGUGCUGAGUGAGGGGGCUGUGGAGGGCCUCGCUGCUGGCAUCGAGGCUGCCCUCUUCGACCUGACACAUGCCACCAACGGCCGCUACAGGACCAAGUACCGCAGCCUGCUCUUCAAUCUUCGGGACCCCAGGAACCCAGACCUGUUUCUCAAAGUGAUUCACGGAGAUGUCACCCCCCAAGGCCUGGUGCGGAUGAGCUCAGUGCAGCUGGCCCCCCAAGAGCUGGCCCGCUGGCGGGACCAGGAGGAGAAGAGGGGCCAGGAGAUCAUUGAGCAGCUCCAGAAGGAGCCAUGCAGCCUCCCAACCUCCAAACUGACCCACAAGGGGGAAGUCGAGAUCCCGCGGGACGUGGACCAGACGCUGAUCCUGGAGGAUCUGGUGGGUCCUAAGGAGAUAAUUGAAAGUUUAGAAAAAUACUUUUUACGCAAGGAGGUCCGCAGUGUUAUUUGUAACAGUGAGAGCCUGGCAAUGACCCAGUUGUCUAGCAGCAGAGGUGAUGUGUUCACUCCAGUCCCCCCCAUCAGUGCCGUGUCUCCAGGGACGGCUGGAUUCAGCCUAGCUGCUGGCCCCCGUCUCAGCUCCUGCCUCUACUCUGCAGGCUGGAAGCCCUCGUGUGAGCUACCAUCCUCCAAAACCACCACAGGGAUGGGGGACAGUGCCUUCCAGAGAGCCCCAAGCCUAGUUCCUGUGUCCUCUCCAGAGAUGCCCCAAGCCAGGGAGAAGUCUCCCACGGAGUCCCAGGACAGGGUCCCUCCUUCUAGGCUCCAGAUACCUCCUGGGCCCACAAAGGUUCUGUCCAACCAGCUGCCCUGGGAAGGGUCUCUGGACAUGUUCUCCAUCAAGCGGUUCCGGGUCAGGGCCCAGCUGGUUUCGGGACACAGCUGUCAGCUCAUCCAGGCCCUGCCCCAGGUGAUCCGCUCUGCAGGCUGCAUCCCCCCCAACACUGUCUGGGACUUUCUGGCCAGCGUCUGUCCAGCCAAGGCCAAGGAUGUCUGCGUGGUCAGACUGUGCCCACAGGGCUCUCCGGACACCCAGAACUGCCACAUGCUCUACUCCUAUCUCAACAACAAGCAACGCCAUGGCCUGGUGGCUGUGGAACAGGUGGGGGUGGUCCUGCUGCCCCUGCCUGCCUUCCAGCCUCUGCCCUCCAGGCUGCGCCCUCUUGGAGGCCCAGGUCUGGAAGCCACUCACCCAAGCCUGUUGCUGGCUGUGCUGUUCCCCAAGGCAGGGCUUCCAGCCACAGCAGAGUACAGCCCCUUGACGGGGAAGGUUCGCAAAAUGACCUCCUUCAACAGAAAGGUGGAGAUGAAGUGUUACCAGCUGGAGGACAGGAGGCCAAAUGUGGCUCUGAAGGGCUCUUCUUGCCCAGGAGGUGCCCUGCAGCAGAGCCAGGGAAAAGGCAGCCUGGCUCCAAGGGGAAUUUGUGCUUGGCAGAGUGCCCCCAGAGGCAGGGGGAGACUGUCAGGAGAGUCUGAGACCUGGCAGGGUCUUGGGCGAGGGCAGUGGCCUCCAAAACCAGGCUGGUGCCAGUCUUGGCAUCCCCAUGCAGCAGUACCAGCUGGCCGUGGCCAGCACCUCCACAGUGCUUCUUGUCCCCACCAAAAGCUGCUCCAGCAUCUGGAAUCUUUGGUGGCCAUGAGCCACCAGCUCCAAGCCUCACUGAGGUCCCCAGGCCAGGAACAACUUCUCCAACCCCCUGUCCAGUCUUCUGCAGGUGCUGGAGUUCUUGGUCUCCUCUGCAAGCCCCCUGCAGCUCCAGAGGCCCCUGGGCUAGCCCCUAACUCCUCCUUGGGCCCUACAGAUGGAGCUGACUCUGAUUGUCCCCUUCCUGGAGAGACCUGACCCUUGUUACCCACCAGAAGAGGAUCUUUAAUUUCCUCACCAGUGGUUCC
Molecule: messenger RNA, 5660 nt
Organism: Phacochoerus africanus (Common warthog)
Lineage: Eukaryota; Metazoa; Chordata; Mammalia; Artiodactyla; Suidae
Gene: SPOCD1
Product: SPOC domain containing 1
Exons: 22
Coding region: 1-5610 (1869 amino acids)
Biological process (GO): DNA-templated transcription
Cellular component (GO): nucleus
Source: RefSeq, a predicted model, not a curated record